AUGGAUUGGAAUAAAAAGGACAUUGAAACUGAAAAUCACUAAAAAACUGAUAAUAGAUCAUCAACAUCUUUUGAUUACGAAGAUGAUGAUUAGUAAUAACCUGAAAAUGUUUAUAAUUCAAAUGAAAUAGAGGAAUCAAAGGAUUAUGAGACCCAAGAUGUAUAGAUGGAACCUUUUCAAGAAGAAUAACCUAGCAAUCCUGAAAUUUUAAGUUAGCAGCAAGAGGAGCAAAAGGAAGAGGAGAAUUCAAAUAAUAACUCAAAUAUUGAUGAGUUCGAUAUAAAAAUAGAAAUUAUUAAGGAAACAAUUGACAAAAAUGAAAAUAAGAAAUCCACAACUGCUAACAUAUCCUCUAUAAAAUCAAAAGAUCAUUAUCUAAUGAAACUUGAAAAUCAAUAGUAAAUCAGCAAAAAGGUUAGAAACCAAUGCUUCUUAUUAUUUUUACUUAACGCAGCUGGUUUAUUAGCUAUUCUAAUAAUAUGUGCUUUUAUGUACCCAAUAGAUUUAUUCGCUUUUGUAUUGUCACUGAUUUUUCAAGCUUUGAUAAAUCUACUUGUAGUUUUAAUUAUUGGCACAAAAAUUAUUAGAAAAUGGAAUAGUGAGGUCAUUGAUUAGAACAAUCCAAAUACUGAUAAAUUUGGGAGAUUCUAUUUAACAGCGAUUAGAUAUUAAAUUACUUAUAAAAAGAUAAUGGAGAUUAUAAAAUAAUCCUGA
This is a messenger RNA of Stylonychia lemnae, 714 nucleotides long. Lineage: Eukaryota; Ciliophora; Spirotrichea; Sporadotrichida; Oxytrichidae. The record is from the annotation of a GenBank genome assembly.